AUGAGUAAGUCAGGCCUAACUCUACACCGUAUGUCACGACACGGGUAUCAACCCACUCGCGCGCACACCAGUCAACGCGACGAAUGCGAAGAAACAGCUCUGCACCUCCUGAGUUGCCCCACUCUUCAUCCACUGCGAGUUCAAUUUGCGAUAGUUGAUGAUAUACCCCUGAUGAAACUAUGUUUUUCUAAGCGGUUAGCAAAAUUCCUAAUUACGGUGGAGAGGAACUACGCUAUGCCACAGUUUUCACAACCAAGAAACCCUAAGCAGCCUACCUCCCCCACCCACCCCUGUAAGGCCUCCCCACCUCUCUAA
Molecule: messenger RNA, 315 nt
Organism: Trypanosoma theileri
Lineage: Eukaryota; Euglenozoa; Kinetoplastea; Trypanosomatida; Trypanosomatidae
Product: Tbingi protein
Exons: 1
Coding region: 1-315 (104 amino acids)
Source: RefSeq, a predicted model, not a curated record